AUGCUGCUCCCUUCCGCCCUCUCAUGCGACGUGCGCCGGUCGUCUCGCUUCACCCCCAGCCGCCUCUUCUCAACACCUCCCCCGUCAGACCGGGGCUACCCAUCUGGCAACGGCCUUCUUGGAACAUGCCGCGCACUCCAAUCACUCCUGAACGGUUCUCCAGCGCCGUCGCUGCGCCGCACGCCAAAGCCCCAACGCCUCCAGAGUCCUCUACCCAUCACUCAACCGCGUCGCUCGCCACGCACGCGCAAAGUCGCACGCCCUGCCUCACCACGCCCAACUCCUCCCCCAACCAACAUGGCAAACACACCUCCUCCACCUCCCUCUGCGCCCGCGCGCGGUGCAAAUAAGCGCCGUCGCACAGAGUGGGAUGACGACGACAGCGACGCGGACUUUGGUCAACCCAUCUCCACGCCAAAGCGUCGCCGACACAUCCCCUAUGAACUCCCACUCGGCCUUUCCUCAACAGACUUCUAUUCCCUACACUCUCCGCCAAUCACACAAUCACCGCCUUCUCCCGCGCGCCGGCAGGCCAUGCCGCACGCGCAAGAACCCGUCGCGCGCAUCGAUCCUGACGCCGUCCUUCCCUCUAUUGAAGCGCCAGAUGAGCCAUCUGAGACUGCUUCCGAGGAUUGGGCCGCGGAAGAGGAUCAGCGCCUGAUUGAGGUGGUACUCGAAAAGUUCCGCCUCUCUCAGCAGGAAUGGGAUGAGUGCGCGCGCCAGGUGGGCCGCCGUAAUGGUGCGGACAUCGGGCAGCGGUGGCGCUGUCUCGUGGGAGAGGGACGAGUCGGUCUGCGACGCCGGCAAUAA
Messenger RNA from Penicillium daleae, 810 nucleotides. RefSeq lists its product as uncharacterized. The record is from RefSeq and is a predicted model, not a curated record. NCBI's taxonomy places the organism in Eukaryota, Fungi, Ascomycota, Eurotiomycetes, Eurotiales, Aspergillaceae. Bases 1 to 810 code for a protein of 269 amino acids. The transcript has a single exon.